Messenger RNA from Haliotis rufescens (red abalone), 2960 nucleotides. RefSeq names its product toll-like receptor 3. The transcript is spliced from 2 exons. Gene Ontology annotation, molecular function: transmembrane signaling receptor activity; protein binding. The record is from RefSeq and is a predicted model, not a curated record. Lineage: Eukaryota; Metazoa; Mollusca; Gastropoda; Lepetellida; Haliotidae. Gene Ontology annotation, cellular component: membrane. Gene Ontology annotation, biological process: toll-like receptor signaling pathway; immune response. The coding region runs from base 243 to 2399 and encodes 718 amino acids.
CCCGUCAUGCUAUGAGGGUAUCCGUGUCGUUUUGUAGACAUUACUGUCUGGUUACUUUCCAUUAUUACUCUGUAAACUUUUAUCUCCUCUCCUAUCUGGGAUGAUAACAUUCAUGGAGAAAUAAGGCUGGCUGUAUGUGCCGACGCCCCUUGCCCACAUACGCUAUUGUUAUAUUUCCGCAUUAGAAGGAAAGUAUUCCCACUUGGCGAUUCACUCAGCGCUCUGCAGUAUACUGUCAAUCUAUGACAAUGAAUACAUUCACCUGUGUGCUCGUGAUCGUGUGUGCUGUGAAGCUGCACUGGGCUUCCCUUCAAUCAAAUUUCGUUCCUUGUGCGGAGCAUUGCAAGUGCCGGUACCCAACCAGAGACACCCCAACACAAUAUAUGGACUGUAUCAACCAAAGCCUAACUUACUUUCCAAAAGAAACAAAGCUGAAAACAACCGUGCCAACUUACAUAUUCUUCAUAGGCAACAAGCUAACAGUUGUAAACAGUGCAACAUUUCGAAACAUAUCCAGGCUACGGGUAGUGUUUCUGAGACUGCGCAAAAAUGGUAUUAAGAACAUAUCCAGGGACGCAUUCAAUACUCUACGCUUUCUGCAACAUUUAGAUUUAAGCUAUAACAGCAUCAAUCUCCAACAGCUGAGGAGUUCAUUUAGAUCUAUCAGAAGCAAAAGCUUUCAGAAUCUGAACAUGAGCCAUAUGAACAUCGAGGCCAUCCCAGAAAAUAUGUUUGAAUCAUUCGGGAACCUAUCUGCAGUCAAUAUUUCACUUGCCCACAAUAAUCUUACAUUAUUCAAUACAAAGGUGAUUGAAACUGUUCCUGGUUUGAAGUUUCUUAAUCUUGCCUGGAAUAAACUCACCAAUUUAUCAAUGUGGGCGAACCUUUCCAGUAAUAUGGAACGAUUAAAACUGGAUAAUAAUUACUUGUAUGAUGUCCCCAAUUUCUGUAAGAACAAUAGCCUAUCUUUCUUUCCUGAACUUGUAAGACUCAAUCUGCAAUUCAAUUUUAUGAGAACUAUAAAUCCAGAACACUACAGCUGUUUAAGCCAACUGAGGAGAUUUCAUCUCAAUGGAAAUUUGUUUAAGACUUUGAAAACGAACAUGUUUGCCGGUCUGCACUCCAUUGAAAGAAUCACGUUGUCGGAAACAUUUGCUCUGCUGAAAAUCGAAAAGGCUCCGUUUAAUAACACCAGUCUUAAGAAGGUAUUUUUCCGAAAAAAUGCAUUAUACACAGAAAUGCACAGGGGUCAUCUCAACAUUUUCGAAGGUUGUACAUCGAUGGAACUGUUAAACAUGGCUGACAACAUUUUAGAUAAAACAAGCGAAGCACAGUUUGAUGAGUUAUUUAAACCGUUAGGAAAUUUGACAACCUUGAUUAUGGGGGGCUGUCGACUGACUCAAAUCCCACGGGCAGUUACCAAAUACCUUCGUAAUCUUAAAGAACUUGUACUCUACAACAACAGGAUCAGUUCCUGGCCAGAUGGGACGCUGAACAGUCUGGUUUAUCUGCAGAUAGUCUAUAUGAGGCAGAAUGUGAUAUCUAUUGUUUCUGAACAGUCUUUUCCUCCAGGAUUCAGAAGAAGAGCCAAGAAGGUGGAUUUGUCAUCUAACGCGUUUCAGUGUACUUGUGAACUGAAGUGGUUUAUCCACUGGAUGAAGAUAGAGCCUCAGGUAUUCAAUGUUACCGAUUUUCACCAAAACUACAAAUGUAUGUCUCCUUCUUCCGUUCAUGGUGUUGACCUCGCGCACAUUAUACUGUCCAAAAACAUAUGCAUGCUUGACCUUAACUCGAAAAUAAUCACGUUGACAUGUUCAACGUUGUUGGUGGUGUUUGUUGUGGUCGGCUCGGUUCUAUAUCACCUUCGAUGGCAUUUGCGAUAUCUUAUAUACAUGAUGAGAUACAACAACCGCCACGAAGUAGACACUGGUCACUAUGAAUAUGACGCAUUCAUCGCCUAUGGUCAGAACGACAGGCCGUGGGUUAUUAAGACACUCAUGCCUAUUCUUGAAGGUCAAGGUCAACUGAAACUAUGCAUCCAUGACCGUGAUUUCGAGGUAGGCAAGCUCAUUGUUGAUAAUAUUGUGGAUUGCAUUGACAAUAGUCGCUGUUUGGUGAUUAUUCUAUCAAAUAGUUUUGCCGAAAGUGGUUGGUGCCAGUUUGAACUGGCACUUAUUCAAAGAUAUAUACUUGAGAAUGGCAACCGCCCCCUGGUGGUGGUGAUGCUAGAAGAAAUAAACACUCGUCACGUGACCAAAGCUAUGAGGGCAAUGCUGCAGACGACAACUUACUUACUGUGGGGCGAGGAAGACUAUGCCAGGAAAGCAUUCUUCAAUCGACUGCGUCUGUUGCUGCAUAGGCCUACACACAAGGCUAGGAAAAGAACAAAUUCGGUGUGAACUGGAGUGGGGUGGCUUAGUGGUUAAAGCCUUCACUUGGUAUGCUAAAUACCUGGUUCGAAUCUACACACGUGGCCAUUAAUAGUGUCUCCGCUUUUUGCAGGAAAUCGGCGCAAAUACAUGCUCAGUCGGUGUAAACCUGGCAUAUCUGUGAAACUGGCCACAUCAGGCUGUAGACAUACAGAACUUACACUGAACUGCCUGAAACACCAACGAAUGAAAGCUAUUGUCAUGAUUUCUUGUACUUUAGUCUAUGCACUCUGAUUUAUACCCUGCUCUGUCAAUCAACGUACAUAGUAUCAACUAUAGUUUCUUAAUGUAUUGAUUGUUGUUUCAUUAUUACUUUUGGCAAGCAUUGCAUACAACCACUGGUAACUGAGCUAAUGGCAUAUAUGCUGCUGGGGAAUUCACACAGGAAGAGGAGUCACUGUAUGCCCCAUGAUCCCCAGUAUUAAUUUGUUUGUUUGUUGUUGUUUAUAGUCUUCCAGCUUUAUGACGGCGGUCUGUAAAUAAUCGAGCCUGGACCAGACAAUCCAGUGAUUGACAUCAUGAGCAUCGAUC